Messenger RNA from Drosophila erecta, 2031 nucleotides. It is a transcript of the gene tbrd-2, whose product is annotated as bromodomain testis-specific protein. Bases 1 to 2031 code for a protein of 676 amino acids. Gene Ontology annotation, biological process: chromatin remodeling; regulation of DNA-templated transcription. The transcript has a single exon. The record is from RefSeq and is a predicted model, not a curated record. Gene Ontology annotation, cellular component: chromatin; nucleus. NCBI's taxonomy places the organism in Eukaryota, Metazoa, Arthropoda, Insecta, Diptera, Drosophilidae.
AUGAUUUCCUUCUAUCGCCAGGCUUCUUCCAAAUCGCUGUCGGUAAAACUCAAACUGCCAAACCGAGUCCAACCCGAGUUUAUACCGCAGCACGGAAGGGAAGGUCGUUACACCAACAAGUUGCACUUUUUCAAGAAGCAUUUGCUGGACGAGGCCCACAAGAAGAAGUACGCGUUGGACUUCUUGGAGCCCGUGGACACGGAGGCACUGAAGGUGCCCACGUACUACACGGUUAUCGAUCGCCCCAUGGACAUCGGUACCAUCCUGAAGAGAGUGCAGAACAACUACUACAGAUCCAUCAACGAGGCGAUCGCCGACUUCAAGCUAAUCAUUCGCAAUUGCUUCGUAUUCAAUCAGCCGGGCGAUGUGGUUUACCGCAAAGGUCAGAUGCUGGAGAAGUUCUUUACAAGGAAACUCAGAUGCCUGCCUCCUGGGCCCGAGAUGCCCUGCAACAAGGACCCCAAGGCGACGGGCAGGUCCAGGACCAAUGUCAGAAAGAUGGUCAGUUCCGCUCAAACGGAACGCAGUUGCCGCGAUCUAUUGAAGAAGUUGCAGAACCUCACCAAUCAGUCGGAAACCACGGCGCGCAAUUUCUUCAAUACCAAGUGGGAUUCGCUGCAAAAGAAGCUGGACAGGCAGCACUUCAAGUCCGUCCAUGAUUUCUGCAUGAAUGUGGAUGGCAUCUUCAGGAAGUACCACGAACCGGCGAAAGUCAUCUACGAGAGAGCCUUUAGCCAGCCGGGCACGUGGUGGGCCUCCAUGAAUGUAGUGCCCAGCUCAUCGGUCCAUUCCGCUUUGGAUGGCGCAGAUCUAAACGAGCUGCUGGCCGCCGCCAAGGCGGCGGAAAACGGCUUGGUGCAGUGCCUCCAACUGCCGGAUUCGUGGGAGCCUCUGAGGGCCAAGGGUUUGGUGGAGACCUUCAGUGGCACCUUACGCAAGAUGAUUUAUAAGCUGGAGGCAGCCAACCGAAGUUCUCAGAAGCCAUCAUCUAGCAAGCGACAGAGCUUGAGCCCCAAACAGGAAAAGGAUUUGGUCCAAGGAGAAUGCAAGCCAGCUAAGGAUUUGCUGACUAGCAGUGAAAUCGAUAGCCUCAUGGUAGUGAGCAUUGAGUCCUCGGAUGACGAGGACAUCGAUGUCUCAGCGAAUGUUCCCGAAGCGGAGCGACAUGCCAUACAGAAGCUAUUUGCCAAACUUCCGACGAACGCCAUGAAGGAGAUUAUUCACAUGGUCCAGCAAAUCGAAGGAUUUUCCUCGGAGAGCUGCGGCGAUCUGAGCUUCGAUGUCAAGGGUUUCGCGCCCGAUACCAUGGUCCUGAUGAAGAAUGCCGCCACCAAGGCGAUGCGGGCCCAUAGCAAGCUGAAUCUCAGGGACAUGCAGCCCUCCGAAAAGGAAGGACUACAGCGCUCCCUGCAAUCCCAGCUGGUGGAUAUUACACGGAUGCUCAACAAAAAUCGACGCCGCACUGGUGGUUCCCUGGUCAACUUCAGGACUAAAAAUAAUAAUUGCAAUAACGUGGUGCGCAAGAGACCAACUGCUCCGCUAUCCGCCAAAUUGAAGCCGCCACCGGGAAACGUAGUGGCUCCAAAACUGGGAAUGGGUGUGGGUGAGAGUCGCAAUCUGAGCGAUACCAGCGACGACUCCUCCGCACCAACUAGUCCUGUCAGGCAGCGGCCUAUUGAUGCCACUCCCAUGGGCAAUCUGCCGAAGAUGAGUAAUCCUCUGCAGACGCAACCCUUUGGACCCCAAGGGCUGACGAUCGUUGCCGAACUCCAGAUGAGCAGCAGCAGCGAAUCGGAAAAGAAAUCCCAUUCAGGCAGAAAUUCCAGGCCCAAGUUAAGCUCCAGGUCAAGCUCCUGCUCCAGUUCCGGCUCCAGCUCCAGCUCCUGCUCCAGCUCAUGCUCCAGCUCAGGCUCGAGCUCGAGCUCCAGCUCAUCCUCGGGCAGCAGCUCCGCCUCCAGCAGCGAAUCCUCCGAGGAUGAAGGGGUAUCCCGUGCACCCGAAGCACAGCUGGGCAUGGGCCAAUCCUCAUAA